CAGUUUCUCCGGCAGCUGCACGCUCAGUCCCCCUUCGGGCUCACCUCCACGCAUGUGUGCGUCCCUGGGCCGGGCGGGGCAAGACCGUGGGCGGCCCCACCCCCUCGGUGUCCAGUCCUCCUCCUGUCCGAGCUUUAGUGUCGGGCGGGUAAGAACCUAGUAUCCCCAGGGACUCCACUCUGUCUUCCCGGCCGGCCCAAGGCCUGGAGGCCCCGUCCCGCCCGGCUGAGCAGAUCCUGGGACCCGCGGAGGGUCGGCCCCCACAGGUCAGGAGCGGAUUGGGGACAGAGCUUCGGGUCUUUCUGGACGGAGGGAGCCGAGGCUGCCUCUCUGCCCCCAACUUCCAGACCCGAAAUCUUGUGCGGUUGUGGUGCCAGCUUCUGGGUUGGAUUGCCUGUGGGAAGUCGGGGUAGUGUGGGCGUGUAGGGUGUUGCUGUGUGUGCGUGUGUGCAUAUUCUGUGGGCCUUGAGAUGGGUGCGUGUGGGAGUUGGUAGAGGCUCCAAUCCCACAGCUCGGGGUGGGUCGGACACAAGGCCUGGCUGUCUCCGCGAGCGUUAGUCACAAGCUCACAUGCCAACCCGGAUCCAGAAAGGGCCCCUUAUGUGGUAAGUGACACAAAUGUACAUAUACAUCUUUCAGGUGGCAAGGGUCACCACAGCCUCCGUGCCAGACCCACUUGCCGACUGUGUGCUUUGCCAUACACAUGGGCCUCUGGCCUUGUGGAGGGAAGUGAGUUUGGAGUGCCUGGGUUGGACCAGGUUGGAUGUGGAUGUGGGGGAAUUGGAGGACCUUCCCCCAGGUCUCAUCUCUAUCCCUUUUCCAGGCAAAAUCCCCUCCUCUGCCCAGACCAGGGUCUCUUCCCCAGGCCUCAGGAGGUAGGUCCCAGCAGCAUCAGCCUUGUAAGUACAGAUGGGUCCUGGAUUGAGUGUUCUUCAGGUUUCUGGCCUCCAGGUCCUUUCCAAAUUCCCAGAUGAGAAAGGACCAGGGGGGCCUCUGGGCCCACAUGCCCUCUGCCCUUGCUGAACCCACCAAGGAACCCUCCUGUCCAGCCCCUGAGCAGGAGGUGAGGGCUGGACACUGACCCUAGAGGCAGGAGUGGGAGCUUAGUCACUCCAGGGACUAUGCUCUUGCUGAGAACUCUGGAAAGCCUCCUAUCAGCAAGUCUCCACCUGGCUCUGGCUUAGAUGGGGAUAGGAGUCUCCCUGUGCCAUCCCUGGACUCAGACCAGGGGUUUGCCAUGGUCUUUGAGACAGGGUGGUUUCCAGUGUGCCCUUUUCCAUCCAGAGCUGCAAUAUGGUCUCCUCCAGCUUUGGCCAGCUGGAGCCAGCAAUAUCACUUCCACCCCAUUUGACCUGGAGGAAACUGGUCCAGAUUGGUGACUGGGGAGACUGGGGGGGGGAGGUACCCAGCCCUGGAAUGAAUCAGGAUGAAGUGAGCCAGGAAAGGGGGACAGACUACCCCAAGGGACUCCUGACUUCAGGCUUGAGGAAUUUCCCCCAUGUCCCUAUACACAGCCCCUUCUGGACUCAGAGAAGUCUCCCAGCUCCUUUUUCUGAGUGCUGCCCAUGACAUUCCAACCCCUUCUCUAAGAGAUGCAGCCACUGGGAGCACUGCUAGCUGGCAGAACCAUGCUUCACAACUCCAGCCACAGGGAAGGCAUGGUCCAUGUGAAUAAGACCCGGAGGGAGCAGGACAGGGACAGGGAAGGGGUGGGGGCAGGGGGAGCCCUGGCCCCCGGUACCUCCUCCCCAUUCCUCCCUGAGCCUCCAGGGGCCUCGGGCAGCAAUAUUCCUGUUUACUGUGCCCUCCUGGCCUCCGUGGUCCUCGGUCUGCUUGCCUACGUAGCCUUCAAGUGCUGGUGCUCACGUAAACAAAGACAGCAGCUGGCCAAAGCUCGGACUGCAGAGCUGGGGGCCUUCAACAGGGACCAGAUGCAUGGGGAUAGCAGUGUCUUCCAGGACUCUCCUAGCAGCCUGGAGCCCUGUGUCCCCAGCCAGGGGCCACAUCCUGAACUUGGCUGCCGGCUUUACCUCCAUCUCCCUCGGCAGCAGCAGGAGGAAGUGGAACAGCUCCUGGAGGCGUCGGGUGAACCUGACAAAGGCUGGCGGGGCCUGGCGGGCCACCUGGGCUACCAGGCUGAGGCAGUGGAGACCAUGGCUCAGAGCCAGGUGCCAGCCUACACCCUGCUGAGGUACUGGGCUGUCCAAGAAGGCAGCGGUGCCACCCUCAGGGUGCUAGCAGAUGCGCUGGCUGUCCUGGGCCGUGAAGAUGUGGUCCGGGCCCUGGGCCCACUGGCUGGGGACUGCUCCGUGGUGUGACGCUCCACAGCCUAGCCUCUCAGGGAACCUGCUCUGGUGCUCCCACCACCCCCAGCUCAUACACCUUCCCUUUCACGGGCUUCCUGGCAUUGGUGACCUUGGCCUGCUGUUCUGGGGGACAGGGAAGAUCCAGGCACCACUCACCUCCCCUCACCCUACACUCCUCCAGGACAGGGACCAGGAUAUCGCGGGGAGGGGUUGAUAGUGAGGAGCAGUCCUGCCCUCCUGAUCCCCACUCCACCUCCCCUUACUUAGCCUCAACUGUUUUUUCUACUUUUGUAUCCCAUAUUAAAGGCAACUUUGGACUAUU
This is a messenger RNA of Balaenoptera musculus (blue whale), 2628 nucleotides long. Its product is annotated as death domain-containing membrane protein NRADD-like. Gene Ontology annotation, biological process: Rho protein signal transduction. The transcript is spliced from 4 exons. Lineage: Eukaryota; Metazoa; Chordata; Mammalia; Artiodactyla; Balaenopteridae. The record is from RefSeq and is a predicted model, not a curated record. Gene Ontology annotation, molecular function: nerve growth factor binding; coreceptor activity; death receptor activity. Gene Ontology annotation, cellular component: cell surface; plasma membrane. Bases 1593 to 2318 code for a protein of 241 amino acids.